This is a messenger RNA of Condylostylus longicornis, 3758 nucleotides long. Its product is annotated as 2-oxoglutarate dehydrogenase complex component E1. Gene Ontology annotation, molecular function: oxoglutarate dehydrogenase (succinyl-transferring) activity; thiamine pyrophosphate binding. Gene Ontology annotation, cellular component: oxoglutarate dehydrogenase complex; mitochondrion. The record is from RefSeq and is a predicted model, not a curated record. The coding region runs from base 543 to 3728 and encodes 1061 amino acids. Gene Ontology annotation, biological process: tricarboxylic acid cycle. The transcript has 15 exons. NCBI's taxonomy places the organism in Eukaryota, Metazoa, Arthropoda, Insecta, Diptera, Dolichopodidae.
AAAAUUUUGGAAACAACAAAAAAAAAAAAUCAAUUUGUGAAAAUUUUUCAUAAUUUUUCCUUAAAAAGAAAAAUAAAAGUUACAAAAAUUGGAAAUUUAAUGGGACUGUUAUAAAAGGCUGUGAUAGUGUUGAUUUUUUUAUUAAACAGUUUUUUUUUUUAUAAAGUAUAAGGUUUAGUUACAGAAACAGGAUUAAGAAAAGUUUCUAGAAAAAAAAAAUUUAAAAUUCAUGUGCAUACAUACAUACAGAUGUACAUAUAAAUAGCAAAAGAAAAAAAAAUUUCAUCGAUUUUUUUUUAUGUAAUUCUUACCUUGAGGACAAAACAAAAAUAAUAAUAUAAAAAGCAACAAUAAGAAUAGAGUGUGCUAAGGAUUAUUCUCGACUUUUUGUUCUGUUCGUACAUCUAUUUCGAUAAUUUCGAAUUUAUUGGAAUAAAAAUAAUAGGUACUAAAUUUAAAAGAAAAAAAGAAAAUUUGUUCCUCGAUUAUUUUUCUACCUAUUUUUGGAUAAAACAAAUUAAAUUUUUAUAUUAGAUUAAAUAAUGCAUCGUGCUAAUUCAGCUUUUGCCAUGGCGGCAAUACCAUUAGGUCAUCAAAGUUUUGCAAGUUGGCUUCUACGAGGUCCUCUUAAAAAUACCUUGAAAAGAGAAGUUGCUGCAGUUACAGCUCUUAAAAAAUAUAAUUCAGCAGCUGCAGAACCAUUUAUCAAUGGCACGACAACAAGCUAUAUAGAAGAAAUGUAUAAUUCAUGGCUUCAAGACCCAUCUUCAGUUCAUAGAUCAUGGGAUGCCUAUUUCCGUAAUAAUGAAUAUGCGCCACCACCAAAUUUAUCACCAGCUUCUAGAAAUACUUUACCAGUAUCACAAUUUGUUGGUGGUGCUGUUGGAUUAGGUCCACGUGCUGAUGAUAAAACUAUUGACGAUCAUUUAGCUGUACAAAAUAUUAUUAGAAGUUAUCAGCAACGCGGUCAUUUGGCAGCCGUAUUGGAUCCUUUAGGAAUUACAAAUGCACCAACAGUUAUCGGUAAAGAUGGCGUUGAACGUCGCGGUAAUGAGAGAGUACUUAGACAACAUAGUUGGUUCAUACAGGGUGAGCAAGAUAUGGAGCGACAAUUUAAACUCCCAAGUACAACAUUCAUUGGAGGAGAUGAAAAAGCCCUUCCUCUUAAGGAAAUCUUAAAUAGAUUAGAAAGUGUUUAUUGUAAUAAAAUUGGUGUUGAAUUUAUGUUUAUCAAUUCAUUGGAACAAUGUAAUUGGAUUAGAAAACGAUUUGAAUCACCUGGAGUGUUAAGUUUUUCACCAGAAGAAAAACGUUUAAUUUUAGCCCGUUUAACUAGAGCAACUGGAUUUGAAGCAUUUUUAGCAAAGAAAUUUUCAUCAGAAAAACGUUUUGGUCUUGAAGGCUGUGAAAUGAUGAUUCCAGCUUUGAAACAGUUAAUCGACACAUCAACUGAAUUGGGUGUUGAAUCAAUUAUUAUGGGAAUGCCUCAUAGAGGUCGUUUAAAUACUUUAGCAAAUGUUUGUCGUAAACCUUUACAUCAAAUCUUUACACAAUUUGCUGGAUUAGAAGCAGCUGAUGAUGGUUCUGGUGAUGUUAAAUAUCAUUUGGGUACAUAUAUUGAGCGAUUAAAUCGUGUCACAAACAAAAAUAUACGUUUAGCUGUUGUUGCAAAUCCAUCACAUUUGGAAGCUGUUGAUCCAGUUGUCCAAGGAAAAACAAGAGCUGAACAAUUCUAUCGUGGUGAUAAUGAAGGUAAAAAAGUAAUGUCCAUUUUGAUUCACGGUGAUGCUGCAUUCUGCGGUCAAGGCAUUGUUUUUGAAACAAUGCAUUUAUCAGAAUUACCUGAUUAUACUACACAUGGUACAAUUCAUAUUGUUUGCAACAAUCAAAUUGGUUUUACAACUGAUCCACGUUUUUCACGUUCAUCACCUUAUUGUACUGAUGUCGCUCGAGUUGUCAAUGCACCAAUUUUCCAUGUUAAUGGUGAUGAUCCAGAAGCUGUAAUGCAUGUUUGCAAAGUAGCAGCUGAAUGGAGAUCCACUUACCAUAAAGAUAUUGUUAUCGAUAUUGUUGGAUAUCGUAGAAACGGACACAAUGAAAUUGAUGAACCAAUGUUUACUCAACCACUUAUGUACCAAAAGAUUCGUCAACAUAAAACAUCUCUACAAAUUUAUGCUGAUCAACUUACUGCAGAAGGUGUUGUAAGCGCAGAUGACGUAAAAUCUGUGGCUGAUAAAUAUGAGAAAAUUUGCGAAGAGGCUUUCGAACUAGCUAAAAAGGAAACACAUAUCAAAUACAAGGAUUGGAUUGAUUCUCCGUGGUCUGGAUUCUUUGAAGGAAAGGACCCUCUCUGCGUUUCUCCUACUGGUGUAAAAGAAGAAACUUUGAUUCAUAUUGGCAAUCGUUUUUCAGCGCCUCCACCAAAUGCAGCUGAAUUCGUGAUUCACAAAGGCUUGAUGAGAGUUUUGGCUGCUCGUAAGGAAAUGGUUGACAAACGUAUUGUAGAUUGGGCUCUUGGUGAAGCUAUGGCUUUCGGCUCACUUCUUAAAGAAGGCGUCCAUGUACGCUUGUCAGGUCAAGAUGUAGAACGUGGCACAUUCUCUCAUCGUCAUCAUGUUUUGCACCAUCAAAAAGUCGACAAAGCCACUUAUACUCCACUUUGUCAUUUAUAUCCUGAUCAAGCACCUUACUCUGUUUCAAACAGCUCACUUUCUGAAUACGCUGUUCUGGGUUUUGAACAUGGAUAUUCAAUGACUAAUCCAAAUGCCUUAGUUUUAUGGGAAGGCCAGUUUGGUGAUUUCAUGAACACCGCUCAAUGUAUUAUUGAUCAAUUUAUAUCAAGUGGUCAAGCAAAAUGGGUACGUCAGUCAGGUCUUGUUAUGUUAUUACCCCACGGUAUGGAAGGUAUGGGACCUGAACAUAGCUCCGCUCGUUUAGAACGGUUCUUGCAAAUGUCAUCUGACGAUCCAGAUUAUUUCCCGCCAGAGUCCGAUGAAUUUGCUAUUAGACAAUUACACGAUAUUAAUUGGAUUGUUGCUAAUUGUUCAACACCAGCUAAUUAUUUCCACAUCUUAAGAAGACAAAUUGCUUUACCUUUCCGUAAACCACUUAUUAUUAUGACUCCAAAAUCAUUGUUGAGACUUCCUGAAUGUAGAUCUACAUUUGACGACAUGGUAGAAGGCACGGAGUUCCAACGCGUCAUCUCUGACAGUGGUCCAGCAAGUGAAAAUGCAUCGAGCGUAAAAAAAUUAGUUUUUUGUACUGGCAGAGUUUAUUAUGAUUUAGCUAAAGCUCGUGCUGAAAAUAAAUUGGAAAAAGAUAUUGCAAUUUCUAGAAUUGAACAAAUUUCACCCUUCCCAUUCGAUUUGGUUAAAAAAGAAGCUGAAAAAUACAAGAACGCUGAAAUAGUUUGGGCUCAAGAAGAACACAAAAAUCAAGGUGCUUGGUCGUAUGUGCAUCCAAGAAUUAUCACAGCUUUAUGCGGAGCGAGGGAUAUCAAUGCUGACGAAACAAAUGAUCCUUUGAGACCUGCAAAGGCUGGUGAUUUUAGCAUACGAGUUGAUUUCAAUAAACCAUCAUCUGAUGAUACCUCAGCAAACAUAAUUAAAGUUAAUAAUGGAAGGCAAAUUAGAUACGUUGGAAGACCCACUGGAGCAUCUACUGCUACUGGAUCUAAAGCACAACACAAUAGAGAGUUACAUAAUAUAGUACAUGAUUUUUUGAAUUAAAGUAAUACUUCAACCUUUGUUUUUUUGUAU